GGGCGCCAAGCAGGGAUGAGAGUGGAAAUGGAAAAUCUCGUCCACCAGGGUUCGUUUCGCGAAAAAGGGCAAGGCAGCAAGCAGCACCUGCACUGCACCGGAAACGGAAGCGUCCGAGGGCCGAGCCGCGAGCGCGCGCGCAUGCGUGGCACGCACCCCUCCCGCCAGGCGCCCGCCCCGCUCGCCACCUUCCCAGCUCUCUCCAUCACCCCUUUCCGCUCCCCACUUCCUCCCCCAGUCCCCCGCCAGGCGCCAGGCCGCCAGCCUCGCCGCCACGGCAGACGCCCCGCGCCGCCCCGCGAAUCUCGGAGAAAAGCCUUGCAGGUUUUGGGACACGGCACGACGAUGGUGGGGGUCGGGGUGGAGUCGCCGGCGCCGCACGCGGCGCGCAUGUUGAGGCCUGGGAGGGUCUCCGCCAAGCGGUCCUGGCCGCCCGGGUGCGGCCGUCCCCCGCCUGCGCCCCCGCCCGCACCGGCCCCCGCGGCCGCGGCCGGCGAUGGGGAGAACGGCGUGGAUGGCGGCGCCGGCGUCCUGAGCGGCAGAGCGGGUGAGGCGAUCGCCCCUGCCGCCGUUUCGCCUCCGUCCCAGAACGGCUCCCUGCUUCGGCAGCAGGGCUCGGGGAAUAAGGGGGAGGAGGCGGUCGGCCCCGCCGCCGUUUCACCCGUUGCCCAGAACGGCGCCCUGCCUCGGCAGCAGGGGAUGGAUAAGAUGGAGGAGGCGGUCGGCCCCGCCGUUGCUUCAACUGUGACUCAGAAGGACGACAUGCCUCCGCAGCCGGGGUCUAAUAAGGUUGAGGAGGCGGCUGCCCCCGCUGCUGUUUCACCUGCGGUUCAGAACGGCGACCUGCCUCAGCAGCAGGGGUCUGAUAAGGUCCAGGAAGCUGCCGCUUUAGCUGCAGCGCAGAAUGGGGCCCCUCAUCAGCAGGUGCGAAACAAGGUGGAGGAGCUGGUUGUUCCUGCAGCUGCUUCGCCUGCCGCAUGCAACGGCUCCCGCUCGCAUGCCAUGCCUCAGUUGGGUCCUCAGAGGGCAGGGGAGGAUGGAGACAAGGGGGAGAAUAAAGAGGCACAAUUGCUGAGUGAUGCAGGCGUGCUGUCGUUGGAUGGUCAGGAGGGGAACAGGGUGUUUGAGGUGGCUGCACCACCGGUAAAGGUACUGGAGAGUUGUGGCAUUGUUGGUGCUGCUAGUUCUGCGCAGAAUGGUGGUGACGGUGCUGUUUGUUUGGCAGUCAAGGAGCAGGGAGAUGGUGGCAGUGCCAAGGUGGGGAGGGAGGAGGUUGCUGCUGAUGGGGAUGCCAUGGAAAUGGGAAACAGAACAGGUGGUGGUGAUUUAGAGAGGAAGGAAAAUGGAGUUGCAGGAAGUAGAGCAAAGAGAUGGUUGACGUCCGCUGUGAAUCCACCACCCAAGAAUAGGGCGGUCUCAGCAGUACGCAAAUUUCCACCUGGCUGUGGGAGGACUGCUGUUACCACCAAAGGCAGUGGAGUUUUGGAGGUCUCACCCGUACAGACAUUUCCUUCUGGCUGCAGAAGGUCUGCUGUUACUAUUACAGACAGUGGAGAUCAAGAGGGUUUGCUGUUAGAAGCCACACCUGUCACUAGCAGUGACACCAUGGUGUCAAUUCCAGUUUUAGGUGGGGCUGCUGCUUCAACAUUAGCACAAGAGGCCUCUAAUGAGAAAUUGGAAGGCAAGAGAAUGGUGGAUGAAGGUCAUAACUGGGCUCAUAAUAGAGUCCAAGUUCUAGAUGAUUUUGUUGGUACUGAACAAGAUGGUGACCUGCAGCUAAAUGUUGUCGCAAAAGCUACACUGGGAAAUAGUUCCAAUGAGAAGAUGAAGGGGACACACUCACCGCAUGAAGGGAAGCAUGUAGCACGGGUAGUGGUGGAUGAUAAGAUGAAAAAUAAACUUGAAGGAAGCUUCAAUAGGAGUACUCUUAGGACACCUUUGAGUGAUCCCAUUGAUGCAAAAACAAAAGGAAAGAGUUUGGAGAGUGACGAGACAACUGUGGCAUUGCUUUGUGAUGCAAAGGCCUGUGUGGCAGAGAAGAUGCAAAGUAAGACUUUGAGCACUAAAAAAGAAGUGACAUGCUCAAAUGUGAAAGUAAAGCAAAACAAGGUUGCUCGUAAGCUGAAGGGUGAUGGUAUAGGCAAGGGCAACUUACAUAGGUCCGAUAGGGAGUCCAAGUUUGGAAAACAUGUUGGAACCAAUCAAAUUGAAGAAAAUAAUGGUCUGAACCUUGUGCCUGACCAACUAAUUGUUCAAGCAUUGAUGGCUCCUGACAGAUGCCCUUGGUCACGAGGAAGAAAGUCUGUUGCUAGGGCUUCCAAAUCCCUUCCUCGUAUGAAUAAGCUUAAGGGACAAUAUUCUACUCCAAGAAAAUUAUUGACAGGAAAAGUGGCCUCCAGUGAACCGAUCAACGAUGAGACAAUGGAGGACAAUGACAAUUCUAACCUGGAAGAUGAUGACAACUCCAAGGCGCUAGUCAUGUAUGGAGAAAAGCGAGAAAUAUGUGUUACGGUUCCUCCAUCUGUUCCUGAUGACUCCAAGGCGCUAGUCGUGUAUGGAGAAAAGCGAGAAAUAUGUGUCACGGUUCCUCCAUCUGUUCCUUUUGGGUCACACCAUAGGCAACUUGGGGACCAUGAUGUGGAUGCUCGAAGCAAAGUUAGGAAGUUGCUCCAAUUGUUCCAGGCAAUAUGUCGAAAGCUUAUGCAAGUUGAGGAACAAGGUAUUCGCAGUGUUGGGAGGAUUGACUUAGAAGCAAUGUAUGCUUUAAAGAAAGACCCUAUCUAUAAAAAGCUUGGGGCCAUUGUGGGAAAUGUUCCUGGUGUUGAAGUUGGCGAUGAAUUUCAUUUUAGAGUUGAGCUAUCUAUAGUUGGUCUCCAUCGCCCGAAUCAAGCAGGUAUUGACACUUCUAAGGUGAAUGGUGUUCUAGUUGCUAUAAGUAUUGUUGCUUCUGGAGGCUAUCCUGAUGAGCUAUCAAGCUCAGAUGAACUAAUAUACACUGGCUCCGGAGGAAAGGCUGGCGGCAAUAAAGAUGCAGACGAUCAAAAGCUGGAACGGGGUAAUCUCGCUUUGAAGAAUUGCAUAGAAACCAAGACCCCGGUUCGAGUGAUUCAUGGGUUCAAAGGUCAAACUAAAAGCAAACUUGGUCCAUCUAGAGGCAAGCAAACCUCGACUUUUAUUUAUGAUGGGUUGUACGAGGUGGUGGAAUGUUGGAAAGAAGGCCCGAAAGGUGAGAUGGUCUUCAAGUACAAGCUACGGAGGAUUGCAGGACAACCAGAAUUAGCCCUUCACACAGUCAAGGCGACGAGGAAAUCCAAAGUUCGUGAAGGUCUUUGUUUGCCUGAUAUAUCUCAGGGAAGCGAGAGGAUACCCAUAUGUGUCAUCAACACAAUUGAUGACAUGAGGCCAGCGCCAUUUAAAUACAUCACCAAGGUCAUAUAUCCAACUUGGUAUGAAAAAGAACUUCCAGCGGGUUGUGACUGCACAAAUGGCUGCUCGGACUCUAUUAGAUGUGCUUGUGUGGUGAAGAAUGGAGGGGAAAUCCCAUUCAAUUUCAAUGGUGCAAUCGUCGAGGCCAGGCCUCUCAUAUAUGAAUGCGGUCCAUCGUGCAGGUGCCCUCCAUCAUGCCACAAUAGGGUGAGUCAGCAUGGUAUCAAAAUUCCACUAGAAAUUUUCAAGACCGGUAAGACAGGUUGGGGUGUAAGAUCCCUCAGUUCUAUAUCUUCAGGCAGUUUCAUAUGCGAGUAUACCGGUGAGCUCUUGGAAGAUGGAGAAGCUGAAAAGAGACAGAAUGAUGAGUAUCUAUUUGAUAUUGGUAGUAACUACCAUGAUGAAGAACUUUGGGAGGGGCUAAAAUCAGUGGUUGGUGUACAAUCUUCUACCUUGUCCUCCAAGACAAUGGAAGGCUUCACAAUAGAUGCAGCUGAGUGGGGUAAUGUGGGAAGAUUCAUCAACCAUAGUUGUUCACCGAACCUCUAUGCCCAAAAUGUUCUCUGGGACCAUGAUGACAUGAGGAUGCCACAUGUUAUGUUUUUUGCUGUUGAGAAUAUCCCGCCACUACAGGAGCUGACCUACCAUUAUAAUUAUAAGGUAGGUGAGGUCCAUGACAAGAAUGGCAAUGAGAAGGUUAAAAAUUGCUACUGCGGCGCCUCUGAUUGCUUUGGCAGGCUCUACUAGGACGUUGCUGACUGCUGUUAAUUUUCGUGGCAAAGACUUCUGCCAUGCCAUUGCUGUACCCUCUUAUUCUUCAGUUCAUCUCGUACUUAUCUGCAUUCUGAUGUUUACACUUAGUAUCCAAUAGAUAAAAAUGUGAUCAUAUUUUGAAGAGAUUGAGCAGCAUUUGUUCUUGUUCUCAUCUUGUAGAGGACAUUCCGGUCCGUUGUACUGUGUUUCAAACUUUUAAUGAAGUUUGCAUGGAGCUUCUUUUUGUGAU
Molecule: messenger RNA, 4429 nt
Organism: Panicum hallii
Lineage: Eukaryota; Viridiplantae; Streptophyta; Magnoliopsida; Poales; Poaceae
Exons: 4
Coding region: 16-4173 (1385 amino acids)
Cellular component (GO): nucleus
Molecular function (GO): zinc ion binding; protein binding; histone methyltransferase activity
Source: RefSeq, a predicted model, not a curated record